AUGGCAUGGAAUGGAAGCCACAAAGAGAUACUUGAGUCCUGGGGCCUGGAGACCCAGACGUAUACGGUCUUUCCUAUGGAGAACAUGACAAUAUUGCCCCAGGAUAGCUCCUUGGCACCAUCAGACACAGCUGUUGACUCUCCUCACCAAGCCUGGGCUGUUCUUGACAUCCUGUGCAUAAUCAUCUUUGGUAUAACAUUCAUCAUGGGCACAGUUGGCAAUGCACUUGUCAUCUGGGUGUCUGGCUUCCGUAUGCCUCGUACCGUCAACACCAUAUGGUUUGUCAACCUUGCUAUUGCUGAUUUUGCUUUCUGCCUCUCCUUACCCCUCAACAUGACCUUUGUGAUUCUGCAUAGACACUGGCCAUUUGGUCGGAUUCUCUGCAAACUCCAUGGUGCCAUAAAUAACCUCAAUCUCUUUGCCAGCGUCUUCCUGGUGUCACUCUUUUCUGUGGACCGUUGUGUCACUGUCCUUUGGCCUUUUUGGGCCAGGAAACACCGAAGGCCGUGCCUUGCAGCUUUGGGGGCUGUGGGAGCCUGGAUCAUGGCCUUUGCCUUCUGUGGUACCUCACUGAUGAUCAAGGACACAAUUACAUACAAAGGUGUCACCUACUGCUACAGCAACUAUGAUAUCUGGAAUGAAACCCAUGGGAACCAUGAGCUAUGGAAGAAGAUUGCCAUCCCUCGAUACCAUGCCCUUAUCAUCAUCCGUUCAGUAUGUGGCUUUGUGGGGCCAAUGGUUGUCAUUGGGGUCUGUCAUUGUCUAAUAAGUGCUAAGCUUUGGAAGAAUCAGCUUGCAACGCCUGGCCGGACCUUUCGGGUCCUCAUUGCUGUGAUUGUUGCUUUCUUCCUCUGCUGGCUGCCCUUUCAUGUACUCCAGUGGAUAGAAUUCAUUUCCUCUUUGAAGAACCAUCAGGCCCUCUAUGCCAUUGUCCAACGCCUGGGCUCAAUAGCCACCUCCCUUGCCUUCUUUAACAGCUGCCUCAACCCAAUCCUUUAUGUCUUCAUUGGGCGUGAUUUUCGUGAACAGUUGCUCCAUUCUCUACCAGCUGCCCUGGAAAGAGCCUUGGCUGAGGAGUCACAGGGCAAAGGACAUACCUGCUACAAGUCACAAGAAUUUCAGGUGUCCUUGGACCCUGUCUCAACCCCAUAG
This is a messenger RNA of Dromiciops gliroides (monito del monte), 1152 nucleotides long. Its product is annotated as N-formyl peptide receptor 2-like. The record is from RefSeq and is a predicted model, not a curated record. Bases 1 to 1152 code for a protein of 383 amino acids. Gene Ontology annotation, cellular component: plasma membrane. Gene Ontology annotation, molecular function: N-formyl peptide receptor activity; complement receptor activity. The transcript has 2 exons. Gene Ontology annotation, biological process: inflammatory response; positive regulation of cytosolic calcium ion concentration; complement receptor mediated signaling pathway. Lineage: Eukaryota; Metazoa; Chordata; Mammalia; Microbiotheria; Microbiotheriidae.